Pygocentrus nattereri (red-bellied piranha) is the source of this 1655-nucleotide messenger RNA. It is a transcript of the gene tmem88bl, whose product is annotated as transmembrane protein 88B. The transcript is spliced from 2 exons. Gene Ontology annotation, cellular component: plasma membrane. Lineage: Eukaryota; Metazoa; Chordata; Actinopteri; Characiformes; Serrasalmidae. Bases 1 to 516 code for a protein of 171 amino acids. The record is from RefSeq and is a predicted model, not a curated record. Gene Ontology annotation, molecular function: PDZ domain binding.
AUGUGUGGAGUGGAAGUGGACGAUGGAGUGGAGGAUGAGCACGAGGUGGAGGAUGAGUUUGGGGUGUGUGAGGGGGUGCGGAUGUUGCCCCCCCCGGUGGCACGCUGUGAUGGGAGUGUGUGGGGGUCCCGGCGCGGGCGCUGUGAGUGUGUAUGUUGGGGGUUAGGGCUGGUGCUGUGGAACCUGGCGCUGACCGGCGUGUGUGUGAUGCUGAUGGCCGCAGUGUUUACGCUGGUGCUGCUGCCCGCCGUCCUGCUGCUGUACGCAGGCUUCCUCUGUCAUUCACGGGUCCUCGCUUCCCCCUCUGCUAUCUGCCGUUACCUUGACGACAACAGUUGCUCCGCCCUCAUCAUCCUGGGCUUUGUGAUGAUGUCACCACUGGUCGUGGUCGCCGCGGCAACCUUCUGCGGCCUGCUCCGGCGGUUCCGCCUCCUGCUGUACUUUCAGCCAAUCUCAGGAGCCUGGUACAGGGGGCGGGGCUUCGUGUGGAGGCGGGACUUCCAUGCCUGGGUGUGAAUGGCUGAAGGACUGCUUCAUCUUCUCGGCCCGGGCUCACUGAUCCUGGAACAGUUUCUUUUGUUUAAACCCAAACCUCGCAGAGGCUUCACUGACCAAAAAUCCAAAACUGGUUAACAAUCAGUUACCAAGGACUUCUUCAGAAAAUGCUCAGAACCCGACGCUCUGGAGAACCUGGGACCGUGAAGAAGAGGUGAAGCUACAGGAGAAGUAUUACCAUCACUGUUCAAGGCCUAGAGUGUGCUAACAUAGUAGAGCAAAAAGAGGUAAAGCGAUAGUUUGGUGAAAUAUCUGAGUUCCCCUUAGUCAGUUCCCCCUCAUCACCCCAAAUGUAGUCAGCCAAGACAUGUUUGGUGUCAUUUAGCACUGCAGCUAUGAGGCUAAUACAGCUAAUACAGCUUUUUUUCUAGAUCCAGGAGCACUUGCUCUGCAAGGUCUGUACGUUUGGUCGAGUGUGAAAGCUGUUUUCGGUCCUGGGAGCGGAACAGAGAACCGAUCUCUGGUCCUCCUGAAAUCGGAGGUCUGGGAACUGUGGUGCGGCCUGCUGUGCAUGUGGAAGUGAUCUGCUCCCAGAAAAGUUGGUUCUACACCGCUUGGGUAUUUGUGUCCAAGGUCAAUAAUAAAGAGCAGCUGAUCCACGAUUCGGAUGGAAUCUGUGUGUGAAAUCAAACGAGCCCAGAUUCAGUUCAAAGAGCCCUAAAUCAUCACACACUUACCCUAAACCAUGUUAAGUGAUCUCUAAUAGACCUCUAAAGUCCUCUAUGCCUGUAUGAGGAACUUAAAGUCUGUGCUGGCUGUGGUUAACAAAAACUUCACCGAAUCCUCUAAAAUACAAGGUUUUUAAAGAGCCUAAGUGUGAAUGUUGUAACAUGUGAGCUAAUACCGCUGCGUACUGAACUGACCUCAUCAAAAUGCCCCACACAGACCAGCAGGCUUCGCCCAGUGUGGUAGUUUAGAGGCUUUUGUCAAUUUUAGGAACAGUUUGAGCAGCUGGUGCUGGUAUGUAACACUGCAGAAGUCAAAUAUUAAAAAUUUUGUCCAUUCAACAAAAAUCAAACCGUCUUGAGAGCCGCAGUAUUUUAUAUCCAUUUUACCAUCUCGGCUGUAAAUGUGUCUCAGUGUAUGCUGAUGUGCUAGUA